Molecule: messenger RNA, 2560 nt
Organism: Diospyros lotus (date-plum)
Lineage: Eukaryota; Viridiplantae; Streptophyta; Magnoliopsida; Ericales; Ebenaceae
Product: BEL1-like homeodomain protein 5
Exons: 6
Coding region: 377-2212 (611 amino acids)
Biological process (GO): regulation of transcription by RNA polymerase II
Molecular function (GO): DNA-binding transcription factor activity, RNA polymerase II-specific; RNA polymerase II cis-regulatory region sequence-specific DNA binding
Source: RefSeq, a predicted model, not a curated record
AAUUGAUAAUCUCGGAAGAAGGAGAAGGGCAUGUGGUAAUUGGUAUCUGGUAGUGGCGAGACUCUUUAUAAAGCUUGAACCCCACCUCUCUUUCUUUUCGUCUCUUCUCUCUCUCUCUCUCUCUCUCUCUCUCUCUCUCUCUCUCCCCUUUUCAGUUUCGACAAAGUUGCUGCAACAUUUCAGUCCUCCCAAGCCCAAGCUUCCAGUACUGACAGUUAUACAGCCAUGUCUUUGAGCUCCGAUGAUUUGUCAGCAUGGGAGGAACUGGAGUGACGUCACAGACCAGACAAAGGAAAAUCUCUGUUUUUUGCGAUCGAUUUGGAGGAAAGUUGAAAAGAUUCAGAGUGGUUAAUUUUGAGGUUUGGUUUCAGAAUUAAUGGCGACGUACCUUCAAGGCCGCCCAGAAAUCCAAGUUGAUGGUUUUCAGACGCUUUAUCUGAUAAACCCUAACCACAUAGGGUACACUGCUGACACACAGCCACCGGCCAAUAUGUUCUUCAUGGACUCCGCCGCGGGGAACGCUUUCAGCGCCACCACUAUGGCUCACGCGCCACCACUCCACUUCAGCGGUAUUCCCUUCCCAACCGUCGGAUCGGCCACUUCGGAGGAUCCUAACCGUCCGCCAAUGCAUGAAAUUCCAACCCUACAUGGCAUCCCCCGUUUCCUGAACAAUUCAUGGGGAACAGUUGAUCAAGCCGCCGCCGGAGUAAGAGGUGCGACAAGUGGUUUAUCGGGUUUAGACUUUGAUAAGUCGGCGGUGUCACCGACAUCCAACCAAGUUUUGUCCUUGAGUCUAUCUUCUUCCCAACCGCUCGGUUACUGGUCAACCACUGGUGAACAUGACAUUACGGAACUGGCUCCAGCGACAUCUCCGACAACCGGUGGCUAUGGGCGGAGCUCCGGAGACUCGAUAUCUUCUGUGUCUAAUCGAAUCUCAGGAUCGCGAAAUGUGAUUUGGGGCUCAAAGUACUUAAAGGCUGCGCAACAACUGAUUGAUGAAGUUGCUAAUAUGGGGAAAGUAAUUGAGUCCCACGUUGAAGAAAUGACUAAAGAGAAGUUGAAGGUGAUUAGGGACUCGACUCGACCCGGAAGCAUUAUUGGGGUUGAUCUAACCACGGCUGAAAGACAGGAGCUUCUGGAGAAGAAGACAAAGCUGGUCAGCAUUCUCGACGAGGUGGAGCAAAGGUACAAACAAUACCAUCACCAGUUGCAGAUCGUAGUUUCAUUAUUUGAGAAGGCAGCCGGGAUUGGGUCCGCAAAACCGUACACUGCCUUGGCUUUGCAGACAAUCUCAAAGCAAUUUAGGUGUCUGAAAGAUAUGAUCACGGUGCAGAUCAUGCAAGCAAGCCAGAGCCUCGGCGAGGACCGUGACUCGGCUGGGAGAAAGGCCGAGUGUUCGAGAUUCAAGCUUGGUGUGAAUGUUCCACCUAAUUCCUGGAGACACCAGAGAGGAUUGCCCGAAAGAUCGGUUUCAAUUCUUCGCGCCUGGCUCUUUGAGCACUUCCUUCACCCCUAUCCAAAAGACUCAGACAAGCACAUGCUUGCAAAACAAACAGGACUUACUAGGAACCAGGUGUCCAACUGGUUCAUAAACGCCCGAGUCCGGCUAUGGAAGCCAAUGGUAGAGGACAUGUACUCGGAGGAAAUAAAGAAUCAAGAACAAAAAGAUUCGGAGACCAAUACGAGCAAUGGUACUGAAGCUAACAAGGAAUCAGUUCCAAAAACUUCUCUGCAUGAGGAUGGUACUGAUCAAAUUGAGAGAUCUAGACAAGUCAACCAGAAUAAUUCUCCUCCCAAUUACGAGAUCUCGAAUUCCACUGCCUCGACAUCACCAGUGGGCAUGAAGCCGAUGCGGAAUUCAGACACCCAGACUUCAUCAACCACGAUCCUUUCAGUAGACAUGAACAUGAACAACCAUAAUACGUUAAUACAAGGAACUGCUAAUCAUGGUGGAUUUGGCAGCUCUUACCCGAUUGGCGAAAUUGGGCGAUUUGAUCCGGAGCUGUUGGCAACAACAUACCAUGGCAAUGCUAUUUCUCUCACUCUUGGCCUUCCUCACACUCGCAGUGAUCAAAACUUGUCUCAUCAGCAGAACUAUUUCUCCAGCCGGAAUGUCCAGUUGGGAAGCAGACUAGACGCUGGAUACGAGAACGUGAAUGUUGCCGACAGGAAGAGCUUUGCGGCUCAGUUGUUACAAGAUUUUGUGGCAUGAAGAAUCCACACAAAAUCACUACCAAUCUUGCUUGUAUAUAUAAAUGCAAAAUCUUAAGGACGAGUAUUGCGAGUCUCAAUUACUCUCUGUUCGAUUCGAUUAUGAACAAUCUUACAUCUACAGGUUAUUCUUCAUUGGACAUGCAAGGUUGAUCAGUACCGUAGACUACGUACGUUGAAACUGUUGGCAUGUAUACAGACAGCGAUCGGGGAUGUGGUAUUUGAUGGGUUUGGGCCUGAUACAUGGGCAUGUCUUGGUAUAGCCCAAUCCUAACCCAUUAAAUUGAAAGGAAGAAGCUUAAAUUGUUUUUGCUUUUAUUAUAUAUAUGCAGAUACAUCUGAUGGCCAA